AUGAUGUUUCCUUACUUCAACCAGCUUCAUCUGCCUGUUGGUGACAGCAUUUGCUUUGAUUGGAUUAGUCGAAGGGCUGAUAAGUGCAAGACUGAGCUAAGGGACCAAAUGGAUUGUCCUGAGGCAGAAUUACUGGUUAUGGUGAAGGCAUCUCCAAAAAACGGAUAUGUUAAGGGUGACAUUGCAGGAGUCCCAGCUUACAGUGCAGUUGAGAAAGAUACUUUAAAAUCACCUCCUUCAGAAAACAAGACUAUGAAAACUGCCUCAACAAUAGCAGUCAUUGCUACAACAACUUUCUACCUCUGCUGUGGAGGCUUUGGUUAUGCAGCUUUCGGAGAAAAUACACCGGGGAACCUAUUGACAGGAUUUGAUUUUUUUGAACCGUAUUGGCUUGUUGAUCUUGCUAAUGCUUGUAUCGUGCUUCAUCUAGUUGGUGGCUAUCAGGUUUUCACUCAACCAUUAUUUGCAAACAUUGAAAGCUGGAUUGCUAAGAACUACCCAAACAGCAGAGUUAUAGGUAAAAAUUUCACCUGCAAACUGCCAUGGUUGCCAGCUUUCCAACUAAACCUCCUCAGGCUAUGUUUCCGAACAAGCUACGUCGUAUCAACAACGACAAUCGCAAUGAUCUUUCCUUACUUCAACCAGGUUAUUGGACUGUUAGGAGGGUUGAAUUUGUGGACCUUAACUAUAUGUUUCCCUGUGGAGAUGUACUUCAAGCAGAGAAAUGUUGAAGCAUGGUCAACUAAGUGGAUCAUGCUUCGAGCCUUUAGCAUUAUUUGCCUCUUUUUGUCAGCAUUUGUUUUGAUUGGAUCAAUUGAAGGGCUGAUGAGAGCAAGAUUAGAUUCUGUACGGGGAAGGUUGUUAUUAAUCAAGAAACCUGACCCAACUAAUGCUGCUGGAUCAGCUCGUUGGUUGGUCUCCCAGAAUUCGUGGGGUGUCUUGAAUACUAUAUCAAGUGAUUUGGGAGGAGCACCUUUUGGGAAUGUUGUUUCAUUUAGUGAUGGCCCCCCUGGCAAAGGUAGAGGCAUCCCAUACUUUUAUUUGACUACUCUUGAUCCAACUGCGAAAAAUGCAUUGCAAGACCAGAGGUCUUCAUUUACCAUCAGCGAAUACAGUUUAGGAACUUGUGGAAAGAAAGACCCUGAGAACCCCAGUUGUGCAAAAAUUACGUUGACCGGAAAGGUACUAAAAGAAAAAUCCAAGGAAGCAGAAAUAGCUAGAAGCGCCCUGUUUACAAAGCAUCCAGAGAUGAAGGGUUGGCCUAAGGGUCACAACUUCCAGUUCUUCAAAUUAGACAUCGAGGAUAUAUUUUUGAUCAAUUGGUUCGGUGGUCCUAAGCCUCUCACAGUUGAUCAGUAUCUACAUUAUAAAGUGUGA
Dovyalis caffra is the source of this 1377-nucleotide messenger RNA. Lineage: Eukaryota; Viridiplantae; Streptophyta; Magnoliopsida; Malpighiales; Salicaceae. The record is from the annotation of a GenBank genome assembly.